Messenger RNA from Laccaria bicolor S238N-H82, 3372 nucleotides. RefSeq lists its product as uncharacterized. The record is from RefSeq and is a predicted model, not a curated record. The transcript is spliced from 21 exons. The coding region runs from base 1 to 3372 and encodes 1123 amino acids. Lineage: Eukaryota; Fungi; Basidiomycota; Agaricomycetes; Agaricales; Hydnangiaceae.
AUGAAGUGCAUUCCUACCCCAGAAGCGACUAGCUUUCCUUUAUUUAUUCCCCCUCCCCUCGAUGGCUCACUAACUAUUCCCGAGAUUUAUGACUUUCACUAUUCAAACAACCCCGACCAUCCCCUUUUUAUAUACGACGAUGGCGGUGUACAAACCAUUCCCUGGCGGCAGGCCGUUAAAGCUAUUCACAGAGCAGCAAUGAUGGUGCAAGGCAUACCCAACCCCCAUGCUCAAGUUGGAUCAGAUCCGCCAGUUGUGGCAAUCUUGGCAGUAACUGACCAACUAUCAUAUUUUGCCCUUACAGCGGGCAUCAUGCGAGCAGGGUAUCGUGCAUUCCCUAUAUCAGCUCGAAAUUCAGACGUCGGCGUCGCCAACUUGCUGCAGAAGACAAAAGCGAAAUAUGUCCUGGUUAGUGACGACCGGGCAAUGCAGGAAAUUGCCAUCUCUGCCCGUAGCAUUAUCUCCGCAAGCUCUUCGGAUUGCCCUUGUGAAAUUGAGCUGCUCCCAGUGCCAUCCUUCGAUCAACUGUACGUAGAAUCUGGAGAGGAGUUUGCGCCCCUCUCCCCUAUGGUGGACACGGAUUUGCGCAAUAUCGCUAUAAUUUUACACUCUUCAGGCUCUACUUCGUUCCCAAAACCUAUUUUUAUAAGUCAUCAAAGCAUCCUUCAAUGGGGCGUUCAACCUUGCCAUGGAGAAAGAGACAUAUGUGGCCGAGUUCUUUCAAAUCAUAGCAUUCCGUUCUUCCAUGCAAUGGGUAUCGUGUCUCUAGCCUGGGCGACGAUGACAGGUGUCAUUAUCUCAAACUUUGCGCCCAAAAGCCCCCCAACUGUAUCCUCGCCUGACAGUGUAUAUACAGGCGCAAUCACCACCAGGAGUAAUUUCAUACUCUCCGUGCCUUCUUUUUUGGAGGAGUGGUCCCAACUACCUGAACGAGUUAAUGAACUUCAGAAAUUCGAUGCAAUUCUUUUCGGUGGUGGACCGAUACAGAAAGCGGUAGGGGACAUGCUGCACAGUAAAGGAGUACACCUGUAUCCUCUCUACGGAGCAACUGAACUCGGAGCUGUAUCAAUGUUUCUACCAAAGCGACCACCUAGCGAAGGCUGGGAAUACUUCAAGAUUUCUCCCCACAUCAAACCCGUCUUUCUGAACGAAGGAGGAGGAGAUAUCACAUUUAGGCUCAUUGUCCAGAAAUGCCCCACCCAUACUCCAGCAGUGAUUAACACUCAAAACUCCGACAUCGAUGCGUAUGAUACGAACGAUCUCCUAAUUAGGCAUCCCACCAAUCCAGAAUUGUGGAAGAUGUAUGGGAGAGCCGAUGAUCAGAUUAUGCAUUCUAACGGUGAAAAGACGAACCCAGUGCCCCUUGAAACGAUUAUCAACCGGCAUCCAAAGGUUGGUUCAGCCGUUAUUUUUGGUCGUGGAAGGUUCCAAGCUGGGGUUUUGAUCGAACCAAUUCCUGCUUGUGCUUUCGAUCCUUCCAACCAUUAUUUGCUAAUCGAGUUUAGAAAUGCGAUAUGGCCGAGCGUGGAAGACGCCAACCUUUUUGCUCCUUCCCAUAGCCGUAUAUUCAAAGAGAUGAUCCUGUUUUCCAGUCCGUCUAAGCCAUUCCAGUUCACCCCCAAGGGAACAGCUCGACGCCAGGCAAUUCUCAGUGACUAUGCUGAUGAGAUUGAAAGAGGGUACAAGGCGAUCGAAGAGCCUUCUGUUACGGAGAUACCAAUUCCUACCUCAAAUUCAAUGCAAGAGUGUCUCGUGUUCGUUCGAAAAACGAUUAGCGAGGUUUUCUCCACGCAGUUUGGGGAUAACGAUGAUUUCUUCGAACACGGUUGCGAUAGUUUGCAAGUCACCUGGAUUCGAAGUAGGAUCCUGUACGCAUUACGACAGCAAUCUCAUAUCUCGACCAAAGACAUUCCUACAAACUUCGUCUAUCUUAACCCGACUAUCCAUAAUCUUAGCAAGUUCAUCUAUGAUCUAGCCAUCAACAAGCAAUCAGCAACUCCUAGCGAUGCUGUAUCAAACGCUUUUGCGGGUAUGGACGCUCUGGUUGACAAAUACUCCUUUAACUUUCCACCACGCCAUUCCUCUAGCCUACACCCAUCCCAAGAAGCUGUCCUCCUGACGGGGAGUACGGGCGGCCUGGGUUCCCAUAUAUUGGAAAAACUAGUUCUCGACGAUCAGAUUUCGCGGAUAUACGCGCUGAACAGGAGGGACAAGCACAUUACCAGCCGCAGGAAGCUAGUAUCUGUCUUUGAAGAUCGAGGGAUCGACGCUACUUUACUCGACUCUCCCAAAAUUGUCUUCCUCGAAGGAGAUACGACGAAAGAAAGGCUUGGGCUGGGUGAUACCAUCUAUGAAGAACUUCGUCAAAACGUCACUUGCAUCAUGCACAUCGCUUGGCGCGUUGACUUCAAUAUUGCUCUCUCCUCGAUGGAACCCAUGCUUCAAGGCUUGCGUAGAUUGAUUGACUUCGCUCUCUCCUCUCCUUACCAAUCUCCCCCACGUUUACUUUUUGCAAGCUCCAUCGGUGUGGUCAAGACAACGUACGCAGAUUGGACUGAAGGAUUUUUACUUGAAAACCCAGUUGCUGAUCCUUCCGUUGCUUCCCAAACUGGUUAUCCCCAAUCUAAAUGGGUAGGGGAACGAAUGCUUGCUCGUGCUGCCGAAAGGACUGAACUUGCUCCAAUUAUCGUUCGGAUUGGACAACUAUGCGGAGGCCGUAAUGGGAGUUGGAACACCUCAGAGUGGGUCCCAAGCAUUGUCCGUUCUGGGCAGCUUCUUGGUUGCUUACCUCGUGCUGAUGGCUGCGUCACUUGGAUACCAAUCCACGCUGCGGCAUCUGCGUUAGUUGAAAUGAGAAAGUCCGAUGACUUAUACCUCCAUCUAGUUCAUCCCUCUCCAGUUCCUUGGACAAACAUUGUCGCUGUGGUAUCCGAAGCUUUAAUGGUGCCUUUGGUGCCUUAUCAUCAGUGGCUCUCACGUCUGGAGCAGUGGGAUUCGAACUCCAUUUCACAUCGUGAGGAGAACCCUGCGAUUCGCCUGCUAGAUUUCUAUCGGUCAAGUGCCAAAGUUACUCAUCCAGGUGACGCGGAAGCAUUUGGUUUUCCAAGACUUUCAACAGUUCGAGCAGUGGAGGCGGCCCCUUCGUUGCGUCCCGCAAACCUCCAACCUUUGGGACAGGACGACAUUCUAUCGUGGAUUAAAUACUGGAAAAAGAAGGGAUUCUUAUCCAAUGUUGUCCAAUCCACUGAAACCACGUUAUCAAAAGUUGAAUCCUCCUACGAGAUGCCAUUUUCGAAUCCAGCUCCUGCCGCGACGUUCAAGUUUCCCUCUCUGAUAGAAGGUUUACACUAUCUGGGCAUACGAUGGCUUUGA